Loxodonta africana (African savanna elephant) is the source of this 8340-nucleotide messenger RNA. RefSeq names its product desumoylating isopeptidase 2 (gene DESI2). Bases 2709 to 3245 code for a protein of 178 amino acids. The transcript is spliced from 5 exons. The record is from RefSeq and is a predicted model, not a curated record. Gene Ontology annotation, biological process: protein deubiquitination. Lineage: Eukaryota; Metazoa; Chordata; Mammalia; Proboscidea; Elephantidae. Gene Ontology annotation, molecular function: deubiquitinase activity.
GCCAUCCAAAUUCUGGCCAUCCAGAAAUCAGGAACCAAGUAGAUUCAGAUAGCAAGGGACACUUGAAUUCUCAUACUAAUCUUUGCUACGUGUAGUACAAUUUUUUUCUCUCUGUGUUGCUUACCUUUUUAUCUCAUUUAUAUAGUUUUAUGCAAGGAGUCCUGGUAGCGCAAUGGUUAAGCACUUGGGUUGACAGUUCAAACAAGCUCUUAGGUUUAAACCUGGAGAUUACAGCCUAGGAAAUCCUAUGGGGUAGCUCUACUCUGUCCUACUAUAGGGUCACUGCGAGUUGGAAUCAACUGGACAGCAUACAUCAGUAGCAACAACGUACAGUUUAUGUAAUAAAAACUUGUAAAUAUUUAUGUAGGAUAUCUAUUGAUGUUUUCCUCUGUAAAUUACUAGAUUUUACUUUGCUUAGGUUGGCUUUCCCAUCUAAAAUGUCUUUUAAUCUAUUUUAUUUUCUUCCAGUAUGUGUUUCUUUUUAGGCACUUUGGAAUUUUGUAGAUAUGUGAAAUUUAUUUUUAUGCAUAAUCAAUUUUGUCAACAUAUUUUAAUUGCUUACUCUAAGUACCACCUUUAUCAUACACCAAUUCUUACAGUCACGCAUUGCUUAACAUCCACAGUACAUUCUGUGAAAUAGGACGUUAUGUGAUUCGAACGUUGUGCAAACACCAUGUUAUGUACAGGCAGUCCCCGGGUUAUUAACGAGCUCUAUUCCUAAGUCUGUCUUUAAUUUGUUCAUAAGUCAGAAUAGUUAGGUACAGUUCAUAUCUAACAUCAGGUAGUUGUUACCGCAAUUUCGAGGGUCAGAGCUGCCUGCCACAAAUAGCCAGUUCCUGAGACAGGCGAGGUGAGUAGCAAGAGCUUUAUUGUAUAUUGAUAUACAGGAGACAGGGGAAUGAUCUCCUCCAAAGCCCGUCUCUCCCAACUGGAGACUGGCUGAAAGCUUUGCAGUGCAAAAUCAUGGGCUUCAGGAAUUUGUGGAAUGUCAUUCACACCUGGGGUAGUUCUGGUGAUCAUGGUCCCAAGGUGUAUUAUCUCAUCUGCCCAAGGGGUGACUGGCCCCCUUUGGGUGGUUUCUGUGGUCAUAGUCCCAAGGUAUUAUCUCAUCUGCCUGAGAGUGACUGGUCUGGGGUGUUUUCGGUGGUCAUAAGUCUUUUAUCAUAUCGUUUGUUUUCCACAGUCUGAAAAGGACAUUAGUCAUUAAUAAAAAUUUAACAAGGAAAAAAGGAACUGAUCAGUCAAGAAUAAGUUUAGACUGAACACUUUGAAGGCCAGUGUAGCAGGGUUGACAGGGGUUUGGGAACCAUGGUUUCAGGGGACAUCCAAGUCAGUUGGCAUAAUAAAAUCUAUUAACAGUCUGCAUACUACUUUGGAGACUCACGUCUGGGGUCUUAAACACUAGCAAGUGGCCCUCUAAGAUGCAUCAACUGGCCUCAGCCCACCUGGAGCAAAGGAGCUUGAAGAAUGCUAAAGACACAAGGUAAUUAUGAGCCCAGGAGACAGAAAGGGCCGCAUAAACCAGAGACUACAUCAGCCUGAGACCAGAAGAACUGGAUGGUGCCUCGCUACAACCGAUGACUGCCCUGACAGGGAACACAGCAGAGAACCCCUGAGGGAGCAGGAGAGCAGUGGGAUGCAGACCCCAAAUUCUCAUAAAAAGACCAGACUUAAUGGUCUGACUGAAACUAGAAGGACCCCAGAGGUUAUGGUCCCCAGACCUUCUUUUAGCCCAAGAUCAGGAACCAUUCCCAAAGCCAACUCUUCAGACAGGGAUUGGACUGAACUAUGGGAUAGAAAAUGAUACUGGUGAAGAGUGAGCUCCUUGGAUCAAGUAGACACUUGAGACUAUGUGGGCAGCUCCUGUCUGGAGGAGAGAUGAGAGGGCAGAGGGGGUCAGAAGCUGGCCGAAUGGACACAAAAAUAGAGAGUGGAGGGAAGGAGUGUGCUGUCUCAUUAGGGGGAGAGCCACUAGGAGUAUAUAGCAAGGUGUAUAUAAAUUUUUGUAUGAGAGACUGACUUGAUUUGUAAACUUGCACUUAAAGCACAAAAAAAAAAAAAAGUUUAGAAGAGAGAACAACGGCAUAGGUCUUGUUCAUGUCAUGGCCAAGCAGCCUGUUCCAUAGUCAAAUUUUUUUCUAGUAUACACUAUAUAGUAUACUUCUCAGUGCAUAAAAAACAGUAAACACUUCCAGAUAACACUAAAACACCUUUAACAUAAUACUAUAAUAAUAAUAAUGAUGCUUUGAUGCAUGUCACAAAACAGUACCUGUUUGUUUUUAUGAACCACUGUAUGUACCUUAAGUUUUUAAAAUAAUAGGCUUUACGAAGGCUGAGGUCACAGGUGUAUAUGCAGUCAGAUGUUGCCCAAGGGGACAUUAUGCGACACAUGACUGUAUGUGCAAGGCUGUGUUCCAGAAUUUCUGUUCUGUUCCAUUGAUCUGUUCCUGCAGCAAUACCAUACUGUACCAACAGUACCAUACAGUAUUUUUUAGUGAGUGUAUUGAUGCCUGGAUGGGACAGUCCUGUGUUCUUUUUCAAAUAUUUUGUGUUUAUUAUUGUUUAAAUUUUCUUUCAGGUAAACUUUAGAAAAAAAGCUACCUGACCGUUUAUGCUUCCUGCAGUUACGUAUGAGAAUGUCCAUUUUUCCAGGCCUGGGAAGUUUGAACCCUGGAGGAACUGGCUAGGGGUCUGGAGCCAAGUACUGGAUGAACGAAUACACCUCAUCCAUUGGAAUUGGAGUUUUUCAUUCAGGAAUUGAAGUAUAUGGAAGAGAAUUUGCUUAUGGUGGCCAUCCUUACCCUUUUUCUGGAAUAUUUGAAAUUUCCCCAGGAAAUGCUUCUGAACUAGGAGAAACAUUUAAAUUUAAAGAAGCUGUUGUUUUAGGGAGCACGGACUUCCUAGAAGAUGACAUAGAAAAAAUUGUAGAAGAACUGGGAAAAGAAUACAAAGGCAAUGCAUAUCAUUUGAUGCAUAAAAACUGCAAUCACUUUUCUUCAGCUUUAUCAGAGAUUCUUUGUGGGAAAGAGAUUCCUCGCUGGAUCAAUCGUCUCGCCUACUUCAGCUCCUGUAUACCCUUUCUACAGAGUUGCCUCCCAAAGGAGUGGCUCACUCCUGCCGCCCUCCAGUCCAGCGUCAGCCAGGAGCUCCAGGAUGAGCUGGAGGAAGCAGAAGAUGCAGCCGCCUCAGCAGCCAUGGCUAGCACUGCAGCAGGCUCCAGACCUGGACGCCACACUAAACUAUAAGGUUCUCCAAAGUCACGCAUUCAGAACUGCCUCGGGCAGUUGGGUAUCAUUAGAGGAAAGCAAAAAGAGUAAAGCAUCUUUUGGAUAUUUUGUAUGCAAAGAUGGUUCUCCCCUAAAUCCCAGUUUUUCAGCUCAGGAUUAUAUUUGUAAUCAAAAAAAAAAAAUCACUUGGCAUAAGAGGGAGGACUUUGUAUAAGCUACCCUCGGUUUUUUUUACCCACUUGUAAAUUUGGAUUUACUUCUUCCGUUUUAUACAAGCUCUGUUAAGUUAUGUUUACAGUAUUUUGUAUUGCUGUUUACAAAUCUUGCAUGGACUCCUGCCACCGUGAAAGAAGAAAAGUCUUCAUGUCUUCAAAAUCAGGCGGGUAAUCUUUGUAGACGCCUGACAAUUGCCAGAGCUCUGGCAUAAACAGUAGGCACACAAAAUGGUACUUUACACUGUUAAAGUCACCAUCACCUGCAUAAGAAUUGUCUUUUGGAUUUUUAUCUGUUUUUGUUCUUAAAGAUAAUGGCACCAGGAUGCAGGGAGCCGCACUGACCGAGGUGAAGGAGCACACGUCGCCCUAAGGACUUGGGGCCUUGGUCUGCACGAGGGUGGCCUGCCCACAGGUCCAGUUCCUCUUUGCCUUCCCUCCCACAAGCACAUCUACUGGGGUUCCCAUCCAGCAGCCUGUUUCUUCCCACAGGUCCGUCCACCCAGGCAGCAUGGGACAUUCUUUGUCUGGUUUUGACUCUGAUUCUGGAAUUAAGACUUUUUUUAAAGGAUAUCCUUGCUAAUCACUGACGACUGUUUUUGCACAUUUGGGGUGGGGGGGUUGUGAGAGGGGGCUCAUUUUUAUUUUAAUACAUACUGAUUUUCUCCCUGCCCAGGAUUUUGUUGACAGGGUAGGAAUAUGCGAAGUGGUAGCCUUCUGCGUAGCAGCGUGAGUUGACAUUCAACUGCUUUUAACUAUUCAGGCUGCAUUUUAUACUAGGUCUUGAAAACCAGAGUCUAAAGUAACACUCUCCAAAAAGCUAACUCUUUAAUUUUUCAAACUUUUAAUGUACUAUAUCAGAAAGAGUAUAUCAGAGUUUGUUUAUUAUGGGAGUAGUUUCACCUCAUACAUAGAAUGCCUAGUCCCAUUGACCUCUUGUUGAAAAAUCAUGUUUGGAUGUCUUAAAAUUCGUCUUUUUAUGUUCUCUCACAUAUCUGUCUCUUACAUUACAUACACUCAGAAUGAAGUUCUCACCACAGAUGAGUGCUUAUUGUCAAGGAAUAUGUCUCCUCAAGUCUACUCCCAAUUUGAUCCUUGGAUGUAAGAAUCAAGUCAUUAUGUGUAAAAUUAGAUUCUUCUGCCUUAAGAAUGAAUGUCCUAUGUAAAAUAUUGGAUGCAGUGUAUAAAUUACCCAAGGCAGUGACUUCAGCGUUACAUAUAUUGUCAGUUUUAAAAUCAUCUGCAUUUAUUUAAACUCCUGUAUCGGAUUGUUUGAUCUGUGUGAAGAUACGUAUCUUUCAGCAAACUACAUUUUUAACUUUUCCAUAAGGUAAUUUUCAUUCAUUUAUCUACUUAAGCACACCCUGUUCAUGGGGAAAAUAAACCUUGGGUUAUAAUCAUUGACCUGAGGAAUGUGAAGCCACUUAACCUAAUUUAUGCUUUUGACUGUUCUGUUUCCACAGAGGAAAGCCUUUUCAAAUUUCUCUGAGUUAUUUAGGGGGCAGAGCAUUUGUUUUAAGAGAUGUGACAGAAGAAAAGAGUAUACGAUCUUUAUGAAAAAUGGACUAGGUUCAGGCCUGACAGUGAGAUUUGGAAUGAAACACAAAAGGCUAUGGCAGUGAGUUUGUUCAGUAAGUCAUAUCACCAAAACCCAGGUUAUUGAAAAGUAUUUGGUGCAGUUUGCUUGGGAUUUAUAUAUAUAUAUAUAACGUGGUUGAUUAUAGUUUUUUCUAAUUCAUUCAAAUAUACACAAUUUAAAUCUGGGCUACUGACAAAUACAAAGGCAUAGCCGUUAGUUAGACACCUCUUGGUGAAAAGCCAGGAGCAUUCCAUCUGUGCUUAUCCAGAAUCCAGCAACACAGCACACAAAUGAGGUUAUUGUUAUAAUGUAUUUACUUUCAUCUGCAUCAUUGGAGUUUAAAAAUCGUGUAAAGGGUCCUAGUAGAAAUAGCGGCCUAAGACCAAUUAUCAUAGCAGCGAUUAGUAGAUGAAGUUCUAGACAUGAGGUUCCUUGCAAUCUAAUUGUACCUGAGGUUGGGAAAUAAGUGUUUUUACUUUAGAAAGUCUUGUUCAGAUCAGGUCCUCUUCUGCAGUUCACAAGGAAGAAUGGAUUUAAUUAACUAACAUUUAACCAGCUUUUCUUUGUCUUUGGAAGGAAAGAAUCUUGUUCUCCACCUAAUCAGUGUUAAGAAAAAUCCUGUAUCAAAAACUCGAUCAUUAGGAUGAGUGUGGCGUGAUGGAGUCAGGUGUCCUCUUUGUAGUUGUAACAAAUGAAACAUUUCUUACGCUGGGUUGAACAGUUAUAUAAUGUUAAAGUGUCAGAAACUGCUGGUUUCCCUUGUUUGUUUUAAAUACCCCCCUUUUUUUGUGUAAACACUAAGAAGGUGGCAUCCACUUUGGAUUGUAGAGGUGGUGGUACUAUAGUAAAGAGAGCCUCCACUCGAUGCUAAAAUCCAGCCAGCUAUUGCUCUGACCCAUAGCAAUAGUGCGAAUUACCUUUCACCAGCAUUUGUACCGAGCAGGGAGUUCUGGUUUUAGUUCAUUGAUACAUCAGUGUAGGAGGAGAUUCAACACUACAGACAGCUACAGGACUCUAAAUCCAUAGCUUCGUCCAUCACAAAACGGGUAGAAACACAUUCACUGCUUCAGGGUUCUAAUCUGUGUAUCUUCUGUGGUUCCUUUCCUGUAAGAUACUCUGUAAUUCUGAUACAUGCUGUAUUUUCUUUAAAUCAUGUUUAAAAGACUUGUUUUGUUGAGCAAGACAACCAUACUGCCAUUGUGUGUCCUUGUCUUCAGUAUGGUUUUACAGUGCAGCUGAGUUAUUAGACUUCCAUUGUCUACCCAAUCAAUACACAUACAUCUUCACUGUUUGAAAGGUGUUACAACUCUUAAAGAAUCUUCGUGAACCUGAAGAUAAUUUCUUGUGAAGUUGAAUGCAAGUGUGCUGUCAUUCAUAGUGUUUAUAUAAGAGACCAGGAACCUUCAUUUUUGCUACCUUGAUAUAGCAUUGGGCUAUCAUGUUACAGCAUUGAAAUACAUCAGUUUAUUAAAAAUAAUACUUUUAUAAGAAAUGUUUUACAGUAUUUUCUGAUCUCCAGGAGACUGCAACUAUUGUGUAUUUGUGUUGGGGGAUGGGGGCUUAUUUUUUUAAACCCAAGAAUCUCAUCUGCUCCACAGGGACGUGGCCAGCCCCUCUCCUUCACGCAUUCAUCUUGUAUUCAACAAGAUGGGCCAACACCUUAUGCCUUAGAUCUGCCAAAGACAGCAUAGCCAUACCCCUUCACAGGUUGCAGGGACCAGCAUUGGGUACUGGGGAGUGGAGGAAAGGCUGAGAGGAGGAAAUGCUCUCUUCCACUGGGAGUGCAGUACGGGGGAGAGCCCUGAAGGGGAAUGGGUGCUCUCCCAAUUUGAAGCAGCAAAGGAGGAGCGUGGGUGCCUGGGCUCUUUGUUUCCCAUGAGCCUGUUCUGCUUCAGCUUAACACCUCCAACCUGACCUUCCCCUUUCUCUUCCACUGGCCUCUUUGUACUUAACCAAGUAACAUUUCUCUUCACUAAUUGGAUAAAUUCUCUUGACUUAAGUAUUAAAUGAGUGAAUGAAGUCCCUCGUGGCCUGUCAGUGGCUGUCCACUCUGCUUUGUUUCUUACCUUGAGGAACAGGAAUCGUGAUAGACUAUAAUAAGGUGGUUAAAAAACCACACCUGGUCGAGCGUCUUCAGAGUCUUGCCUGCAGAAAGGAUGCCAAGGAUACUAAAGGACACUUUUUUAAUGUUAUUGUUUUGUUUUGUUUCAUGUUGUUUAUCUUACUGCUGUAUUAUUAUCUGCUCCUGAAGUUCUUAGCAUCCACAUAUUGGCCUUGUUCUAACUUUGCAGAAGUUUGUGCUAGUAAAGAUUAAUACCUUCAUGCUGUACUUUCCAGAAGUAAAUUAACGGCAGACAACUACUUAUUCCUGUGGAUUCUAACCCAGAAACCUGUCCCUGUAGUCUCUCCUUCAAAAAGAAAAUCCAGGGGAUCAUACCUUGACCCUGCACUGGGUUGUGUGAGUACAUUUUUCCAGUCAAGGCCAAAGGGAAAGCCAAAGACAUUUAAGAAGAGCCUCCUCUCCACUUGAUCAGGGAGGCAUUGGCACCCACCUGUGCUUCGCAGCCCUGCCCUGGAUCUGGGAGGUCUUCCCGUGGUCCCAGUGGAGAAUGUCCUGCUCUCAUGCUGCUGAGGGAAUGGAGCCAAGCCAUCUUUGAACUUCUGCCUGACACCAGAUCCCUCACUCAAGAUCAGCUGCCUGGAACUGCCAAGCGCUGCAGCCAUUCAGAGGGCCUCCUAGGAAGCCACUGCCUGCCAGACUGUCUCUUUCACACCCCAGACUCCCAGGUGAUCUGUGGAAUUUAGCUUCCGAAGCCCUAGCCAUACAGAGGGAGCCACAUGCCUCAGCAGCCUGUCCUCAUAGCCUUGUAAGCAAGGGACUCAUGACUAUAGCUACCAAAGUUGCUCAGCCAGAUUCCUCUCAGAUACAAAUAAUGUUUAUUCCUCUUAUUUCAGGAAGUGGCAACAAUUCCUAAAGUUCAAAUGGAAAGAGUUGGUAAUAAUGAUAUUCACCUAAGUGUCCACUUUACAUAGGAAAACAAGAAAUAUUCUAUUGGAAAUUCUUAACCAAAUCAAUCAUUCUCUGAACUACUUUUAUGAUGUUAGAGUGUUACCAUUCCCACUGGAGUCAGGCACAGUUCUCAUCUCUUUGACUCCUUUAGUUAAUUAUGAAAAAAUACUUUUAAGGCCAGAUUCUGGAAUUUCAUUAUAUGGCAUUAUAAUGUGAAGCUCCAUUUGAUUAGCAGAUGGAGAAAGGGCUGAACAGGAUUUUAUUUAAUAAAAGUGUAAUGUUUUUCUACAUUAAUAAAGUGGAGCAUUCACA